Messenger RNA from Panonychus citri (citrus red mite), 2323 nucleotides. Its product is annotated as protein odd-skipped-related 1-like. Lineage: Eukaryota; Metazoa; Arthropoda; Arachnida; Trombidiformes; Tetranychidae. The coding region runs from base 1509 to 2297 and encodes 262 amino acids. The transcript has 2 exons. Gene Ontology annotation, biological process: regulation of transcription by RNA polymerase II; embryo development. Gene Ontology annotation, molecular function: RNA polymerase II transcription regulatory region sequence-specific DNA binding; DNA-binding transcription factor activity, RNA polymerase II-specific. Gene Ontology annotation, cellular component: nucleus. The record is from RefSeq and is a predicted model, not a curated record.
GAGAACAAAGAGAGAGAGAAAUUUUCUCCACUUGAAUGUCUCUCUUAUCUAAUUGUCGUACAUUUAUAUCAACAAUUUACAAAGAAAAAGAAAACAAAAAAUUGAACUCGCCCUUAAUUCAUGGAGGUCCAAAGAGGAGACUAAGGUGGGAUCCAUAAAAAAAGUUAACUGAUAAUCCAUCGGUGGAUAAUAGAUUAACGAGAAGUGACUUUUGUUGAUCGGCCAAUUAGUUGACAAUCGAUUUCACAACAAACAUCAAUUGGUUAGUUGACAAUUUAACCUCCCACUGUUUGGGUUAACCAAUAUAUUAGAGAAAAAGGAAAAACUAAAUCUCGAAUCAAUUACCUUUGCUACUAUCUGACAAUUUGAGUGAUAAAACUUUUCUGUUUUAUCAAUAAAAAACCAAAGUUAACCAAGACUAAGAGAUGAUAAAAUAAAAAGGAUGGUCACCAAGAUGAGAAAGACAAGGAAGAUGAUGAUAAUAAUAUCCUGCUGAUGUUUAUACUUGAUGAUUUGAAUGAACUUUUACCAGAUUAAUAUAAAAUUAGCUUGUUAAACGAUUGGGACGCUAAUUGGCCAAUAACAAGAACAAACAACUUACGGUGAUUUACUAACAACGAGUGGGCCUUUUUUCUUGAUGUUAUGUGUAAACGAGAUGAUGAUAUUAAUCUGAUUCCAAGACCUCCCAAAGACAUGAAGAUGAUUCGUCCUCAUCUUUUUAUCAUCUUACCUUUAACUCUCAUAUCUUAUUUUCAUCUUAAAAUCUUCUUCUUCUUCUGUCCUUUUUUAUGAUCUCUUUUUACAAUCCUCUUUCUCUUCCUCUCCCUCAUAUCGUCAUCUCUCUCUCUCUCUCUCUCAUUCUCUCUAACGACAUUUUAUUUCACAUAAUGUUCACAUUGUGACGGACAAGUUGACUCUUUGUCCGUCAAUCAGUUAACGCAAAGUAAGGCUUGGCUUCAGCCGGCGGGCUUGAAAUUAUCACCAUGAUCGUGGUGGAGGAGGAGGAGGUAAAAGAGGAAAAGGAAAAGCAAUAAGGUAAAGAGGUGGUCAUUCAAGAAGUGAUCAGUCAACAACGGUAACCAGUUAGUGCUUUUUUCUGUCACAAUCUUCCUCCCUCUUCCUCUCUCUCUCUCUCUCUCUCUCUCUGCCCAUCAAAACCACCAGCGGGCAUUUACACCCUCAACUCUAGGAUAUAUACUUUUUUCCCUCUCCGUUUACCUUUUACAACUUUGAUCUCGAUUCUUAAACUAGAAUAUUUUUUUUUCUCUCCUCGUUACUUUUUCCAUUAGUUCGUAACUUUUUGUUCUUGUGGUUGUUAACAGUUGAUUGUUGUUUUCCUCCGUUCACAAGUUAACAAUAUAUUUUCCAUUCUCUGUAAUUGUAACAAUAAGUUAUAAAAUAAUUAAAUCACUUAUUAACUAAUCAUCUAAAUUGUUGACACUCUUAUUACAAGUUUCCAAUUUUGUCUUUUUUUGUUUCUAAUUUAAUGAUCAGGUAAAUUAUUAAUCAUGAUCUCAGAAUCAUUUCAAAAAUCAUCUCAUUCACCUCAACAAUUAAAUCAAGUUAAUUCACCAGCGAUUCCGGUGAAUACAUUUCCUUGGUUCUCAAGUUACUUUCAAUAUUAUUUUUUCUGGCAACGUUUUAACAAUUACAAUCAAUUAACAUCAAGCGAAUUACUUAAUUUAGAAUCAGCAACAAAUCGUAAGAAAUUUAAUUUCUCAAAAUUAGCUCAAUCAGCAUUGGAAAAAGAUGGAGUCGAGGAAAAUGUUAAAUCGUCGACAUCAGAAUCCUCAGUGAAAACUGUUUCUUCAUCAUCUUCACCCUCGUCAUCCUCUUCAUCAUCAUGUUUAUCAUCACCUUCAUCAUCAUCAUCAACAAGUUCAUCAUUAAGAGAUCCAUUUAUAUCUUCAACAACAUGUUCCUUGCCAUCAAUCAAUCACAAUAAACCAGCAACAACAAUUAAAUCAAUCAACCGUCAAUCCGAAUCGUCCAAUAGUUCAAACGGUAAAAAGUGUCGCUACAAUAGGCCAAAACGGAGCUUCACAUGUCGAUUUUGUUCCCGACAAUUUACUAAAUCAUAUAACCUGAUGAUCCACGUUCGCACCCACACCAAUGAGCGACCUUACAGUUGCGACACUUGUCACAAAGCCUUUCGGAGGCAAGAUCACCUUCGAGAUCAUCGAUACAUCCAUAUGAAGGAAAAGCCUUUCAAAUGUAAUAUUUGUGGAAAAGGAUUUUGUCAAAAUCGCAUCUUAACUGCUCAUCUUGCGACUCAUUCACAAUCAAUUAGAUUCUAAGCUCAACAAUAUGUCAGAACUUAAAG